CUGAUGAACCCACAAUUCAAGCUGGAGAAACUACAUCUGUAUAGAUGCAGUAUUACAGAGAAACAGAGUCUCAUCCUGACUUCAGCUCUGAAAUCAAACCCGUCACACCUGAGAAAGCUGGACCUGAGCAGGAAUAAUCUAGGAGACUCAGGAGUGAAGCACUUAUGUGCCGUACUGAAGGAUUCACACUGUAAACUGGAGAGAUUGAGGUCAGUCACAUUCACAUACAAGAAUCAAAAUGCUUAAAAUCACUUCAACUGUUUAAACUAGAACACAUUAACAUUAUAUUUGUACAAACAUUUUCACCUUAGUAUUUUGUGAUCUGGUGAAAUAAAGGUGAAGAUCUCUCUUCCUCUGUUUUAUUUGCUGAUGAAGAUGAUGUGACUUUACAGAAUAAAGAGUCU
Messenger RNA from Pimephales promelas (fathead minnow), 404 nucleotides. The record is from RefSeq and is a predicted model, not a curated record. NCBI's taxonomy places the organism in Eukaryota, Metazoa, Chordata, Actinopteri, Cypriniformes, Leuciscidae.